AGGGUUGGGGGUGGGGCUGGCCGCAGGUACGCCUGUCACCGCCUGGGCUACUGAGCCGCCCGCCUUGCGCGCAAAGCCCAGCCCGUGCUGCUCACCACGCGUGAGGUCACUGUGCCCGAGACUGAGCUUUAAACGCUUUCGCCCCUGGAGGCUGUUUAUUGUUUUGCAUUUCACUGAGGCUGGGUCGUUCGGCUUUCUGGGUCUCAUGAGCUAUUUAGCUCAUCAUCUAGCCCGCUGCUAACUGUGGUGCUAUUCGAUACGUAUUGCUUAUUUGUUAAGCACAGACAAGCUGCCUGCUGGAGCUGUCCUGGCCACAGAAAACAAGCAACCCCUGCCCCCAGGCGUUGACAGUCUAAGGCCUGGAGGCCCAAUCCUGCCAAGCGCUGAGCAAUUCCUGAGAGGCACUGAAUGGGCUCCUCUCCCGGAGGCGAGCGAGUUCAGCCCCUCCCAGAAGAUGCUCAGCCCCGGGCGGGCCCUAAAAUCAGGCCUACCUUGGCCACAACGACAUCUAUUUAUAACACUCGCAUCAAAACACUACCCCGGGCACAGUACCACAGCACUACCGCCCUCACUUCAUAAACGCGGCAGGGCAGUAUCUAAAUCCAAGCCGGACUCGUUUGGGUUGGGAUUUGCACAAAGAGCGUGUGGACGCAUUUAAUUCGGUGCCAUUGAGAAGUGUUUUAUUGCCCGGAGAAGCUGCGUAAGAUUGCGCCCUGAGGGAUGUGGUGAAGGAAACGCUGCCCAGAAUGAGGUUAUUCUGCGGCCGGGGAGCAGAAGGGGCGGCCGGGGGCCUGGCGGAGAUGGCUGGCGCAGGGCAGGGCUCUGCAGCGUCCCGCGGCAUUUCGGACCGAUCUCAGGGCGUGUGACGGUCACAGUCCCUAGCCCGCCGCACAGUCACACGCGGGUGCUGGGCGCGGGGCCUGCAGCCCAGGAGAGCGGGCGGGUGGCGUCCGCCGGGGGUUGGCAGAAGCAGCAGCAGCACCCCCACGGGUUCCUUUAAGAGGCGGCGCGAGAGCCGGCGGCGCGGUGCAUUAUGGGAUAGUGAAGGGGAGCUGAGGCCUAGUUGGUAAACACGGAGUCGGGGCUUGUCUUGCGUCGUCUGCGCUCUCCAGGAAAAAGACAAUGGCAUCUGGGACUGUUGAAAUAAUUAACUCUACCCCUGCGGGAGGGUCGAAUGAUGUCAGCUUGGAGGAACCAAAGAAGAUGACAAGAGAAGACUGGAGGAAAAAGAAGGAACUAGAAGAACAGAGAAAGUUGGGUAAUGCUCCAGCUGAAGUGGAUGAGGAAGGAAAAGAUAUCAACCCUCAUAUUCCUCAGUACAUCUCUUCAGUGCCAUGGUACAUAGAUCCUUCAAAAAGACCUACAUUAAAGCACCAGAGACCUCAGCCAGAGAAGCAGAAAGAGUUUACCUCAUCUGUGGAAUGGUACAAACGAGGUGUUCAAGAGAAUUCUGUUACAACUAAGUACCGCAAAGGAGCCUGUGAGAACUGUGGUGCAAUGACACAUACAAAGAAAGACUGCCUGGAGAGACCUAGGAAAGUUGGAGCAAAAUUCACAGGCCUUAAUAUUGCACCAGAUGAACAUAUGCAGCCUACGCUAAUGUUUGAUUAUGAUGGGAAGAGAGAUCGUUGGAAUGGUUAUAACCCGGAAGAGCACAUGAAGAUUGUAGAAGAAUAUUCCAAAGUUGACUUGGCUAAACGUACUCUGAAAGCCCAGAAGUUGCAGGAAGAGUUGGCUUCAGGAAAACUGAUGGAGCAGGUGAACUCCCCAAGACACCACUGGGAAGAGGAGGAAUCAAAUUCACAGACCGAAAGAGAUCAUAACAGUGAAGGUGAGGAUGAAGAUAAAUAUGCAGAUGAUAUUGACAUGCCUGGACAGAACUUUGACUCCAAAAGACGUAUUACAGUCCGAAACUUGCGUAUUCGGGAAGACAUUGCUAAAUACUUGAGGAAUCUAGAUCCAAAUUCUGCCUACUAUGAUCCCAAAACGAGAGCAAUGAGGGAGAACCCAUAUGCCAAUGCAGGCAAGAAUCCAGAUGAAGUUGGUUAUGCAGGUGACAACUUUGUUCGUUACACUGGAGAUACCAUUUCAAUGGCACAAACUCAGUUGUUUGCUUGGGAGGCUUAUGACAAAGGCUCCGAAGUUCAUCUUCAAGCAGACCCUACAAAACUGGAACUCCUGUACAAAUCCUUCAAGGUGAAAAAAGAAGAUUUUAAGGAACAGCAGAAAGAAAGCAUCCUAGAGAAGUAUGGAGGACAAGAACAUCUAGAUGCUCCACCAGCUGAACUGCUGUUAGCCCAGACAGAAGACUAUGUGGAGUAUUCUAGGCAUGGAACAGUCAUCAAAGGACAAGAGAAAGCUAUUGUCCGUUCUAAGUAUGAAGAGGAUGUAACUAUCAACAACCACACAUGUAUAUGGGGUUCAUAUUGGAAGGAAGGCAGAUGGGGAUAUAAAUGCUGCCACUCAUUUGUCAAGUAUUCCUAUUGUACAGGAGAAGCUGGGAAAGAAAUCGCUAAUACUGCAUUAGACUUACCAGAGGAAAAACCUACAGAGGAAGAGUAUAUGGCAAAAUCCAAAACGUUGAUGGAGAUACAUCAAGAAAAACAGAAAGAUGAGAAAAAGAAGAAAAAGAAGAAGCAAAAGAAGAGUCCAAAUUCAGAUAGUGAGGGUGAAGAGAAAAAGAAACAUGAAAAACUGAAAAAGGCAUUAAAUGCAGAAGAGGCUCGUCUCCUCCAGGUUAAAGAAAUCAUGCAGUUAGAUGAGAGGAAGAGGCCAUAUAACAGCAUGUAUGAAACAAGGGAGCCUACAGAAGAGGAAAUGGAGGCUUAUAGAAUGAAACGCCAAAGACCUGAUGAUCCCAUGGCCUCCUUUCUUGGACAGUAAUUAUGUGAAAGACAUUCCAGCAUACAGUUCUUGGCUAUUGUAUAUGAUACUUGGUAAACCAGUAACUGGAGCUUUUCUUUCCACGUUUCUGUAAAAAACUGCACAAGUCUGCUUUGCAGAAAUGGCCUGGCUUUUGCCAGGGAAAAGAAGUCUAUGAAUGAAGUUAACGGCUGGUGCUAUAAGCAUAGUAGCGCUUUCCUUUUUUUGAAAAGUAUACUUGGUACAGACUUGUAUUACUGAAAGGGUAAGUUGAUACCUUCUAAAAUUCAUCGUAACAAGUAACGGGAGAGAGGAACCUAUAAAUUCAGGAAAACAAACUGCAUCUAAACCAGUUGGCCAGCAGGUGUCACUGUUAUGUAAAAACUGAUGAAUGUAACACAGACUAUGUCUACACUAGGGACCUUACAGCAGCAGAGCUGGACCGCUGCAGCUGCGCCACUGUAAGAUCUCCUGUGUAGCCGCUCUGUGCCAGCAGGAGAAAGCUCUACAGAUGGCAUAACUAAACCACCCCCAACAAGCAGCGGUAGCUAUGUUGGGGGGAGGCGCUUUUGUCAGUGAAACUUCUGUUGGUUGGUGGGGGGGGGUAUUUUUUUCACACUCCUGACCGACAAAAGUGUUUAUGUAGACAAAGCCUUAAAAGUGGUAGGGUUGGAUGACUGUAAGAUCUUAAGACUUCUCUUAUGUGUGGCUCAGUAGGAGGGAAAUAGUCAUUCUUUAUCAUUUUGGUAAUUUUAGGAAUGCAAAAAUGUGUAAAAACUGAUGUGAUUUGAUGUACAGACUUGGUUGAAUGUAAUAUAAAUGUUAAUGCUGUCUGGUAACUGGGAAUAUUUUACUCUUGUCCUGAAGAGGUUGCAAGAAGUUGAUAUACUACACAGAGCUUUGAAAUUCUUCCUGUGUUUUAGCUAACAGUGUAGCCUUAUGCAUACACCCCGAUAUGCAAUGCUGACAUCCAGUGAGAUAAAUUGCAUUUAUCAUGAAACUUUGACGGGUUUACCUGCUCUGUCCAUACUCAUACAUGUCCAACAAAAUUCAAUCUCACAAUCUAAACAUUUGAGCAGUUCAAACAGCCAACGUUACUAUUAUGUAUUUUAAAAAUAAAAAAUGACCACAUUUCUUUAACCCUUUGCUCCUAUCAAAACUCCAUCUUGCAAUAUUAAGUUUAAGGUCCAAUAUCUUAUGGUAUCUCAGUUAAAAACAUGCUGUCCACACCAUUGGAAAGUUGUGAUUCCCAGAUUUCCAAAGAGGCAGAGAUGCAGCUUCUGGUUCUGUCCCUGGAUGGCUGAGAUAUUGGAUAUGACACUUUCAGUAUAAACUUUUAAACAUUUAUAAGAAAUAUUAUAAAAUCUCUCUCUCUCUCCCCCCCUCAAAAGUCUGUAUGGGUGAAUUAAUAUUAACAGAACCUAGCUUUACAGCUAGAAGGAUUAAGAAAGCAGUCCUAAUAGUGUUUUUAAAACAUGUAAUUUUCUCUUAAAUAUGGGAUAUAUCAAUUUCUAGUGGUAUGAUAUAGGAAGCUUUAUUAGCUUGUUUGAGUUAUGCAGGUCAUCCCUGAAUAGCAAAGUCAGACAUCUGGGCGUCCUCCUCCCAUGCUAAUAUUUUUUCUACCAUAACCAUAUUUUUCUUAUUUUUUUAACUCUUUUAUAAAUAGAAGCCCAAUUUCAAUGUGGAAAAAAUACUGACAUACCAUACCAUUUCAAAUAACUAGGAAAGUUAUCAUUAUCAGUUAAAAUCCAGCGUGUUACAGUAUACAGUUAGGUUGAUUUCUUGUCACUCCAUUUUGUAUUGCAUUUGUCUUGUCCCUGUUUUUAAUGCUCCUGUCUGCUCUGGAGCAUCUUUUACUUUCAGACCAUUCUGAUUAAUACAAAAACUUCAAUAAAAAAUAAAAGCUACAUGUAUCUAACACAUAAUGCACGCAAGAGAAAAGAAAAGCUCUAA
Chelonia mydas (Green sea turtle) is the source of this 4815-nucleotide messenger RNA. It is a transcript of the gene SLU7, whose product is annotated as SLU7 homolog, splicing factor. The transcript is spliced from 16 exons. The coding region runs from base 1123 to 2883 and encodes 586 amino acids. The record is from RefSeq and is a predicted model, not a curated record. Gene Ontology annotation, biological process: mRNA splicing, via spliceosome. Gene Ontology annotation, cellular component: spliceosomal complex. Lineage: Eukaryota; Metazoa; Chordata; Testudines; Cheloniidae. Gene Ontology annotation, molecular function: pre-mRNA 3'-splice site binding.